Molecule: messenger RNA, 1569 nt
Organism: Ambispora leptoticha
Lineage: Eukaryota; Fungi; Glomeromycota; Glomeromycetes; Archaeosporales; Ambisporaceae
Source: the annotation of a GenBank genome assembly
AUGUCAAAUGUUACAGCGACAAAAAAUUUGAAGGCGUGGUGGAGGCAGUUUACGGCUAAAAAUGCGCCUGUUAAAAAAAGUGCUGACGGAAAAGGGAAAGGUGUUCGAGCAAUAUUUGGAGUUGAACUUGCAGAUGCUAUAGAAUAUGCGAGUAUACCAAUAUGUAUGGCAGGUCCAGACGGUCGACAAUAUGUAUAUGGCUAUAUACCGACAAUAGUCGCUAAAUGUGGAAUGUUUUUAAAACAAGAAGCAACUACAACGGAAGGCAUCUUUAGGCUUAGUGGAUCUGCUAAACGUAUAAAAGAAUUGCAGGCAAUCUUUGACUCUCCGCCAUCUUAUGGCAAAACGUUGACAUGGGUGGGUUAUUCCGUACAUGAUGCAGCAAAUAUACUGCGAAGGUACUUGAAUCAUCUACCGGAUCCAGUCAUUCCACAAAAACGUUAUGAAGAAUUUAGAUCGGUGCUUGAUCUUCUCGCGGUAUUCUCUUCAAAAUCUGAACAGAAUCUUAUGCCAUCGAAAAAUCUCGCCUCGAUAUUCCAGCCGGGCAUUUUGUCACAUGAAAGCCAUGAUAUGGCACCAGAACAGUAUAAGCUGUCGUCACAACCACCAAAUCUAAAUAAUCCUACUCCAGUACGAAGAAAUACACGGAGAUCAAGUUUCAGUUUGGAAAGAAACGAGAAAGGUGAAUUUGAACCUGCGUCUCCGGAUUCACCUCGUCAUCAAUCAAACACUACUACAGAUAACAACAACGACUCUGAUAAUAAUAACAGUAGUGUUUCACGUACAUCUACACUUGGCAGAAGUAAAACGUUACCAAGUAAUAUGAAAAAAAGACCUAAAAUUCGACAUCAGGGAUCGGGAGAAGGAGAAAAUGUUACCUCACCAACAACCAAUUAUUCGAACUCAGCAAAUAGAAAAAAUUCAAGAAACUUGAAGAGCCCGCAAAUGAACCCUCAAUUAUCUUCGGGAUCCUUAAUGUCAACGAAUACCAUAAGAUCGGGAUCAAGUCGAGCAACACAGCAACAACGUCGAUUAAGACAUCAUCCUAAAUCUUCGAGCACUAUUCGUUUCGGGUCAGAUGAAGCUUUUUCCAGACCACAUCCGAAAAGAUCUAAUUCCUCUAAUUCCGUACCCUUGCAUCCAGCACUAAGAGCUUCUUCUUCGAUGAUGAUUAAAUGUCAUUCUACAACGGAAUCGAUUCAUACAUCACCAUCGACAUCAAAUAUUGAUGAUCAUAAAGAAAACGAAAUUAUAUCAUCCUCUACAAAUCCUAAACGUCGACGAGCAGAUAACAAUAAACCCAAGAUCAUUGCAGAUAAUCCACAUCCUUCUACAAUUUCUGACAACAAUAAUAAAAAGCAAAUUAAGAAAAAAAAGCGAAAUAAUGGAAUCACAAAUGACAUCAAUACAAACGUUAGCAACGUCAAUCCUGUCAAUUUGUUAUCAUCCUCCCCGACUAAAGGAAAAGAAAAAACUCAAUUUUUUGUAGGAUUACGUAAGAAAAUUGGUCUUGGUGCUAGUAAUAGUGGAUACAGUGAUGGCUGCGGUGAAGAGAAACAAAAGUCAUAG